Molecule: messenger RNA, 1072 nt
Organism: Panicum virgatum (switchgrass)
Lineage: Eukaryota; Viridiplantae; Streptophyta; Magnoliopsida; Poales; Poaceae
Product: protein SRC2 homolog
Exons: 1
Coding region: 62-844 (260 amino acids)
Biological process (GO): defense response
Source: RefSeq, a predicted model, not a curated record
AAACGGAAGAAAGCUAGCCGUGAGUUUGCCAAGGGUUUCUUCCAAAAGGGAUCAAGCUGCCAUGGGUUCCCGCUACGAGGUGGAGGUUACCGUGGGCUCGGGGCAGGACCUCAAGAACGUCAACUGGCGCAACGGCGACCUCAAGCCCUACGUCGUGCUCUGGGUCGACGAUGGCCCCAAGUGCUCCACCGGCGUCGACCACCACGACGGCGAGAACCCCGAAUGGCGGGACGAGAAGCUCGUCGUCCGGGUGCCGCCCUCCACCGCCCGCCUCGAGGACGCCGUCCUCCACGUCGACGUCGUCCACGCCAACGCCGCCGCGGGGACCAAGCCGCUGGUGGGGUCCGCGCGCCUCCCGCUCCGCGAUGUCGUCGACGACGUCGGGGUCGGGGGCAAGAAGGCCUCCCGCACGCUCCGUCUGAAGAGGCCCUCCGGCCGGCCGCAGGGGCGGGUCGACGUCCGCGUCACCGUCCGCGAGGCCGCGCGGCACCACGACCCGAGCCCGUACCCGGCGCCCGCCGGCAGCGGCUCUCGCGACCCGUACCACGCCGCCCCGCCGCCGCCGGCCUACUACGGCCAGCAGCCACCGCAGGCCGCGCCGCCGGUGGGGUACCCGGCGUACGCUCCUUCUGCUCCGGCGUACGCGGCCGCGGCGCCGCCAGUGGUUGUUGCGGCCGCUGCUCCACAGAAGGGCAACCAUUCGGGGAUGGGGAUGGGAACAGGUCUGGCGGUGGGUGCAGCGGCCGGGAUGCUAGGCGGGUUGGCGCUUGCAGGAGGAGCUAGCUAUCUGGGGGAAAGGUUCCAUGACGGCUGCUGCAGCGACGACGACGACGACUACUAUUAAAACAGAGACGGAAGGUGACGGCCGGCGGCGUGGCAUGGGCAUGGCCCAUGGGAAGGAGGAACGAUUGAACAACAACAGGUUGAGAAGGGAUUGAAAUAAGUGGGACUCCAAAUAAAGCAAAAUGGAUAAAAAAUUUCAACUUUAUUAGCGUUCUGUUUAACCGCAGCCGUGUUUGUAUUUUGAUUUGCUUGUAGUACAAUCUAUCUGAAAUUCUGAAUUGAUGAAUCA